AUGCAGAAGGAUUCGCCCUAUUUAUCAGUUUCCAAAGUGAGUACCAAAAACCGUUCACCCAAAAGGCAAAGACGUUGUUGUCUUUUCAUUGUUGCCCUAUUCGUCUUUUGGAUCCUUCUUAUCUCUUGCGUUACAAUUGCUUUGUUUUCUUUGCAGCAUCUCGACACGCAGGAAAACACUAAGCAUAAUGCAAUCGAGGGUAUGGCGAGUGAAGAGUUGGAGUUGAGAUGGCGAAACGCCGUUAUCGACGUCCUUUCCUCUGCAAAAGUUAUGAAAGGGUUCAUUAUAGGGGAAAUUAAGUCUCUUCCUCCUCUCAAUGGUUCAAAAAGCGAGCGAAUGGCUGGUCAGACCUUCCCGCGUUUUGGGAAUGUUGCAAAUCUGAUCAACUCGACAUUGGCGACCUCUCCCGAAAUGAUUUCAGCUCCGGGUGGGGUAAUUUGUCAGACAUCACCGGAUAUACCCGGAAUGGUCGGGUUCGAUUUGCUUAAUUAUAAUGAUAGUGGUAACGUACCGAAUUGGAUAAGCCCAUACAAAACCAUAGAAACUGGAGAGGAUGAUUUGAUAGGCCCGUACGUCUCAGGUAUUCCGAGCGGCUCGUUCUUGAAUGAUUUCAUUAUCCACGUUCGUGUGCCCAUCUAUAAUUUGACGACUUUAAAUUCAUCAGACCUAGUAAAAAGUUUUUGGGGCUUUCUUUAUCUCACUCUUAGUGUUAAUAACAUUUUGGUCGAAUGUGGCCUUCACAAAUAUGUAGAGGAUACUAACAUCGAGUACCUCACUUACACAACGACACCCAAUGGAUAUUCAGUCAUUCCGAUCGAAACAAAUUUAUUAGGGAAAAAAACGCAAGAGGAAUUAAUAUAUUUUAUUAGUAAGAGCAUCGUGACUGCUAUUUUACCACAAAAGCUUUCUUGGUUUCUAGCUGUAAGAAGCCGAUCAAGAAAAAACUAUUUCAAUAGCGUAAGCAUAGCUCUUACCCUCUGCAUCUCUUCAUUUUGUGCUCUCAUAUUACUGUGUUUUGCUAUCUUAAUAAUACUACAUUGUACACGAGAGUAUGACGAGCGUAAGCAUGCGCCCAAGGCAGCACCGUUUGCGGUACUUACAUUAGGAUUCUGCUAUGGGGAUUCCCUAUGGAACUUAGCCUCGGAUGAAAUGGUGCGGAUUACCGAGAAACUCACUUCUGUUGCAUGCAAGGUAAAGGAGCAGACCCAAGGCUGCUCCAUCCCACAACUUCAACCCCAUGUAAACUCGUACAUUUUUCAAGGCGUAGAUGAUGCCGUGCGCAUGGCCCUCGGUGUAAUGAGCGAACUCCAGCGUCGACCCAUCGACAAACCGAUGCAACGUCUGUUCGGGGAAGAAGGCCAGUUGUUGCUGGCUUACGCAGUGCAUUGGUGUGUGGAUGCCUCCGUUAGACCUAGCCCCUACGCUGGUGGUGGUUACCUAUAUGAGGGCCCUGAUGUUGUUUAUGGUGGUCGCAUGUGGAUAUUUGCAGUUCCCAACGUGAUAACCCUCAGUGAACCUGCCACGGAGGCUCUCAAGAGGACGAAUCCUGCACUGCAUUCACAAAUUCAGUUUUUUAACUCAGUUUAUAUCCGUGGCGUAAAAAAACGUCAGAAUCUGUUUACUUUAGAGGAUCACAACGCCACAAAAAUGAAUAAGUCUCUCACAAAGGUGGUGUGGCAGUUACGCUAUAUGGGUCGGACGCCGCAAUAUCAUCCUCGAGGCUCAUAUACCGAAACUAAUGCCAAUCAAUUGGAUAUGUCUUUGGGGUUGAUUAAUAUUCACGUGCCCCAUGACGCCCAUGACAACACCGGUACUAACCUCGAAGAUCAUGUCAACUUAUUAGGCAAUGAGUCCAUGCAUUCAACGAUUUCGUUAAAUUCUUCCGGCAAUAUAUCCAGCAUAGGAGGGGACCUGGCGUUAAGGGUCACUGAUCCUGGUUCUCAUACACACACUUCAUUGAACUCUCCAGGUAAACAACAGACCACAGCCGGUGGUAUGGGUGGGACCGAUGUUUGUUCUGUAAACACUGGCCUCAAUGCCGCUAUAUUUGCCUCGAAUGAAGCUCAACUGGCUGUUAUGAAUCAAUUUCGCAACCGUUCUCCACCACAAGUAGGAGCAAAUCAAUGUUAUCCUUCUGAAUCUCAUAGAAAUGGUUUCAGCGGCACGGUAAACAGGUUAUGUGGACCGGUUGACAUUCGGCAACUACCGACCUGUCUGCCGGCACAGGGAUCUAUACAAUCGAAAAGAACAUCUCCUUUGCACAACCUCGGUGAUCUAACCACUUCCAUGACCAAGCAACGCUCUAGCGAUGGCCAGAUAUCUUCAGAUAUUUCUUAUGGAGGGAUUGUUGAUAUGAAGAAGUGCCACCCAACUUCAUCUAAAGGUUCACAAAUCUCUUCUUGCAAAAAACUCGUGGCUCGUAGACCACACUGUAAGGAUGGUAGCUACAAGAAUUCCGUAGAUGAAGCCGAGUUAUCUUGCUCUACAACUUUUCCUCAUCCCAGAUUGGCCGCCUUUACGGAUUUGCUGAAUAAAAAUACAACUGAAAAAAGUAGCAGUUCUGAAGCGCUGAUAUCCAAACACUUUCGUGGGACCCCAACACAGCCGCAUCUUAUUAACGUUCCGCUAAACCCCUUUUUGGUGGCUGAAGUCUUGACUGGGACUGGUCACGAGGGUGAAUUAAACGAGUGUUCCUCGCGUAGUAGCAGCCCUGGUUCGAGUAACAGUGCGAACAACCACAACGGAAUUUACCAACGAUGGGUUAGUAGUAGCGACGCUUUACGUUUCAACGUGAGUGGACCACUUGGUAUGCGGGGAAAUCUUAAUGAAUCUUCCUUUCAGAUUAAGUCUAACACUAAUCCCACACCCACUUGCAGUCUGGCAUCCAGCAGCAUCCAGCACCCACCCAUCCAGGACUCGCUGGACGCGGCACUGCGUACUGCGUUUGAGCAUCAGGCGGUUGCUCUCGAUAUUAGCUAUGAAUCGGUGCGUGUCUUGAUGUACUUCUUUUUUCAGAGUUUAAGAAUCCUUUUCAAACCGCUUAUGAAGGCGGAGAAGAUAAAUGUCUUUGAGCGACUGGCUGCAGCUCUGGGGAUUAGCCAACAAGGCACUCUCGAGAAUUUAGCGGCACGCUGCGUAAUACAGUACAUGCAGCAACACGAGAGGGAGCUUACGUUGUGGUGGGAUCAAAUGCUAAAGAAACAGGAAGAAAUGGAACAGUAA
This is a messenger RNA of Phytomonas sp. EM1, 3222 nucleotides long. NCBI's taxonomy places the organism in Eukaryota, Euglenozoa, Kinetoplastea, Trypanosomatida, Trypanosomatidae. The record is from the annotation of a GenBank genome assembly.